AAACGCUACCGGAGUUGAUCCAGCCAAUGGAUGUGCGCAUCGCGUCUGUCCGUGACUUCAUCCACGAUAUCAAACCACGCAUCUUACAAUCAGACUCCAUCGUGCCCAUCACGGAUCCUUACGGCCCCAGCGUGGUGGAUCCAGACAUGAGGUGCAUUGUGGUCAGUGAGGAGACCAAGAAAGGUGGAGAUGCUGUCGAUAGGGUCAGACAGCAAAAGGGUCUGUGUGUACUACAUGUAGACGUACAUGAGAUAUCUCUAGUAGAGGACAUCAAUCAUGCUGCACAUGAAGAAGCUAAGAUAAGUUCCUCAACACAAAGGAUUGGACUCCUGGGAACACUGCUCAAGCAACCCACGGUGAGUAAUGCAGUGUUGCAUUCAUGUUGCAUUCAGGGUCUGUGUGUACUAGACGUACAUGAGAUAUCUCUAGUAGAGGACAUCAAUCAUGCUGCACAUGAAGAAGCCAAGAUAAGUUCCUCAACACAAAGGAUUGGACUCCUGGGAACACUGCUCAAGCAACCCAUGGGUCUGUGUGUACUAGACGUACAUGAGAUAUCUCUAGUAGAGGACAUCAAUCAUGCUGCACAUGAAGAAGCCAAGAUAAGUUCCUCAACACAAAGGAUUGGACUCCUGGGAACACUGCUCAAGCAACCCACGCAUGUGACGUACCUGGAGGUCCUGUUGGAGGUCAAACAAAGGUCACCCUUCGAAACGAACACUUGCAAUUCAUCGCUACAUGUGCAGGUUUGAGCUGUGCUUUCCAGUGAACCAAAAUGCUCCCCAGCUGCAAAACAGGGCUUCUCAUCUUAACCUCACCGAUAAACCAACUCAUCAAACCAAUCAGAC
This is a messenger RNA of Patiria miniata (bat star), 845 nucleotides long. RefSeq lists its product as uncharacterized. NCBI's taxonomy places the organism in Eukaryota, Metazoa, Echinodermata, Asteroidea, Valvatida, Asterinidae. The record is from RefSeq and is a predicted model, not a curated record. Gene Ontology annotation, molecular function: pantetheine-phosphate adenylyltransferase activity; dephospho-CoA kinase activity. Gene Ontology annotation, biological process: coenzyme A biosynthetic process. The coding region runs from base 27 to 749 and encodes 240 amino acids. The transcript is spliced from 6 exons.